AUGAACUCCACCAGCACAAAGACACCAACAGAUGAACUCCAAGAAAUUUUGCCCAAGGUAGGAGAUGGGAAAAGAAUUAUCUUCUGGAAGGAUAGAUGGUGCUCCAAUAAUUGCUUGAAAGAUGAAUUCUCCACUCUUUACAGAUUAGUGAUGGAGAAGGAGGCUGCAAUGUUGAAUUGGUGGGAGGUGCAAGGAGCCCUUCCAGGAUCUGUGGAAGCUAUUCUUCAUUGGUGGGAAGGUGUGAAGCUUGGCAAGAAAGAAAAAUUGCUUUGGAAAGUCAUUCCCUCAGCUGUCUUUUUGUCUCUGUGGAAGCUGCAAAAUGAGUGUAUUUUUCAGAACUCUUUGUGUUCAUCCGUUGGAAAGUCACUCCCUCAGCUGGCAUGGCAUAAAGAGGUUUUCGGUAGUGUGAAUGUAAAGUUGAAGGAAGCUGAAGAGGAACUGCACUUUCUGGACUUAGCUGCUGAAUCCAGAGAUUUGGAUGAGGCAGAAAGAGCUAGAAGUAGAAUAGUCAGAGAUCAGCAAAGUAGAAAUGCGAUCUCUUCCAUAUCUGUCAGGGCUACUGUAUUGGAAGAUCCUACUCAGAUUAGGAAAGAAGUCAUUGACCACUUUAGAAAGUUGGAAGCAGAUUUUUCAGAGGAAGAAAUUAGGGCUGCUGUGAAGGAUUGUGUUGGUAACAAGGCCCUUGGGCCAGAUAGCUUUAACUUGGCUUAUUUUCAAAAAUUUUGGUUAUUGAUAAAAGCUGAUUUACUGAAGUUUUUUAAGGAAUUUCAUAGGCAUGAAAGGUUGGUGUUGGGUCUUAAUAGCUCAUUUAUUUCACUAAUCCCAAAGGUUGAAAAUCCAGUGGGGCAUGGAGACUAUAGACCUAUCAGCCUAAUGGGUUCAAUAUACAAAGUCCUUACAAAAGUUUUGUCUAGUAAGCUAAAAAAAGUGCUUCCUCAUAUCAUCAGUGAUACUCAAUCAGCCUUCAUAGGUGGAAGAAACAUUCUGGAUGGUGUGCUAAUUGCAAAUGAGGCGGUUGAUGGCUGGAGAAAAACCAAAAAGAGAGGUCUGAUUAUCAAGCUUGAUUUUGAAAAGACUUUUGAUUCUGUUAAUUGGUGUUUCUUAUCAUCCAUGCUCUUCAGUUUUGGGUUUGGUACAAAAUGGAUUAGAUGGAUAAAAGAAUGUGUUACUACAGUAUGA
Camellia sinensis is the source of this 1179-nucleotide messenger RNA. NCBI's taxonomy places the organism in Eukaryota, Viridiplantae, Streptophyta, Magnoliopsida, Ericales, Theaceae. The record is from RefSeq and is a predicted model, not a curated record.